AUGAAGCCGACGGUGAAAUUAUUGUUCGAAUGGAUACGACAAGGCCCAGAGCAGACGGUGUACCUCACACAUCUGAAAUGGGUGACGGGUAAGAAGACGAUCCAGGGCUACUUCAGUAGAUUCGGGAAGGUUCAGGAUGUUAAUUUGUUCUAUGUAAGUAUGGUCGUUGAAGAUGGGAGUGUUUCAGGAUUCAAAAACUGGUCUUCAUCGUGGGUUCGCCUCGGUGACUUUUGCUCAUUCGGAAAGUGCCAAAAAGGCCAUCGCAAGUUGUCCUCACGUUAUUGAUGGAGACCUUGUAAGUGUAAUUUAUAGGUUCCAUUAACUGACUCCUGCUUUUAGGUUGGAGUCAACACUUACAUACCAGUGAAGGAAUCGAUCACGAACUUCAAAACUUUAUAG
Messenger RNA from Bursaphelenchus xylophilus (pine wood nematode), 399 nucleotides. The record is from the annotation of a GenBank genome assembly. Lineage: Eukaryota; Metazoa; Nematoda; Chromadorea; Rhabditida; Aphelenchoididae.